AUGAAUCACGCUUUCCAUCUCCAGUCCUUCAACCAAAUACGACCAGCGCUGGAAAUGGAGAAAUACAUCAUAACUCUUGCUUUCAUCGCCAUCCUACACUACCCUUUUCAAUUUUUUGUUCGAUCUUUAAAAUGUCUUUGCGCCGCGCGUGCUAUGAACCUGCCCAUUUUUUGGAUGCCCAUUCUACAAGAUGGUGUAAUGUGGCAGCUGACGAAGCGAUUCUACCGGCCGCUUAUCUCACAGCUACCAUUACGGCUUCGACAGUCGGAGUGGUUUGACCUAUGGUAUCCUGAUUGGCGAUUUGUCGCUAAACAUGAGCUUCACAAGAAGUAUGGAGAUGUGUUCCUGGUGGUCUCGCCGGGCUGCUUAUCGAUCGAAGUUGCCGAUGCAGAGCUCGCAGCAGAGAUCAUUACUAGAAGCAAGUAUGACUUUGUGAAACCCAACUGGCCGUACUCCUUGUUGAACAUCUUUGGUGAAAACGUUGUUUCGUCUGGAGGAGCGACCUGGCGGCGGCACCGGAAGGCUACGGCUUCGCAAUUUGGCAGCACUAUCCACAAGCAAGUCUGGAGGAAGAGCCUCAUCCUUGGGAAUGAAUUACUCUCCAUGUGGACGAAUCACGGCGCCACUAUCUCUACAGUCCCAAACAUUUCACUUGAUUUGGAAUUCCUCGUCCUCCGUGUGAUUCUCUCGGUGGGCUUCGGCGUCACUGUACAUUUAAAUCGGAAAGCACACGAGUCGGAUCCGCCGAACGUAGGGGGAAUCUCUAGGUUUGCAGAAGCUAUGGAACAAGUGAUCACUAACUUAACUAAACUACUGAUAUUUCCUAACGGCAUCCUGAAAUAUGGUCCAAGUAGCUGGCGGUCUGUCCACGGAUCAGCUACUGGUGUUCGGACCUUCCUGGAGAAUUUGAUUUGGACUGAAACACGGAAGCAGAAGCAGAGCUUGACGCUUACUGGCCAUUAUCGAGAAGCCAGCAAUAUGCUGACUGGGCUGGUGAGACAAGGUAUCUGUCCCUCUGAAAGCCAAAAACACCGAGAGAAACAAGACCUUCUAUCAGAUGAAGAGGUCAUGGGCAAUAUGUUUAUCUUGGCAUUUGCAGGCACCAAUUCAACUGCCGAUUCGUUGAAAUAUUCCCUUAUACUCAUGGCUUUGCACCCCGAUAUUCAACAAUGGUUGAUUCAAGACAUUGAUGCGGCAAUUGAUUAUGAUGAAGACACGGCGAAUCCACUAGAAUGGAGGGAGGAAAUUCUAUUACCGAAGCUGAUUGCUCCAUAUUGUGUGAUGGCAUGUGUCACGCCCUUAUAUCGACUUACUACACAGGAGGGCGGUUUCUAA
Penicillium soppii is the source of this 1335-nucleotide messenger RNA. RefSeq names its product cytochrome P450. The record is from RefSeq and is a predicted model, not a curated record. NCBI's taxonomy places the organism in Eukaryota, Fungi, Ascomycota, Eurotiomycetes, Eurotiales, Aspergillaceae. Gene Ontology annotation, molecular function: oxidoreductase activity, acting on paired donors, with incorporation or reduction of molecular oxygen; monooxygenase activity; heme binding. The transcript has 4 exons. Bases 1 to 1335 code for a protein of 444 amino acids.